Messenger RNA from Oryza sativa Japonica Group (Japanese rice), 3059 nucleotides. RefSeq lists its product as uncharacterized. The record is from RefSeq and is a predicted model, not a curated record. NCBI's taxonomy places the organism in Eukaryota, Viridiplantae, Streptophyta, Magnoliopsida, Poales, Poaceae.
AAACACACCCUUAGGCGUCACAUUGUGACACGCUGACAGCCGGAGCUCGGCAUUGGCAUUGAAGACGACAUGGACAUGGAUGGAUGGAAGCGAUACAGUGCAGGCCCCCGACACUAGUGCCACAAGUUUCUUCUCCCGGUGUCCACACCUGCAUCUGCACUGACUGGCGUACAUGGAUGGCCCACGCAUGCAGGGUAACCUUUUUGUCAACUCAAACCGUGCAGACUUGCAAAAAAAAUGCGAGCAAAUUGCAAACAAAUUUGCAAUGCAUGUGAGAAGGAAGGAAUUGGCCAAAGCAGAAUUGCAGGAAAAGGUCUCACCGGCUGCCAUUGCAAAUUCCAUGCAAAACCUUCCUUCCCCCUUUCAAACGCAGAGCCCGCCCACAGCCCACUUUGCAUGCUUCACUUUCACACCACCACUGCCUUUAGGCUGUGUUCAGAGGUUGAUGUUGGGUGCUAAUUUCUCACGCACGUAGAAUGGAAUGAUUCAUUAAAGCAUGAUUAAUUAAGUAUUAACUCUUUUUUAAAAAAAAUUAAUUAACAUGAUUUUAAAACAAUUUUCAUAUAAAACUUUUCUUUAAAAAAGAAAAAAACACACCAUAUAGCAGUUUGGUAAGCAUGCACUUGGAGAACGAGAGAUGUGAGUUGGGAACAUCAAUGGAGCAUUGAAGGACUCUGGCUUACUACAGUAUAGUAUAUGAGAGUAGCAAAAUGGCAUGUACAACUACUAUAAAGCACGACCAUCAAGGUCAAUGUAUGCAUUCUUCCUACCUCAAUCUUUUUAAUAAAGUUCCACCAUGGAUUGAAGAAUGUAUAAUGCAUGCUCCACACUCCAUUGAAGGAUUUUUCCGCUCUCCUAUUUGUCAAGGAGGUUCAAAUUCAGUUCAUACCCAUGCAUGCAACCUUUUUCUCACUCCACCCCAUUUAUUAUAUCAUUGCAAUAGUGAAGCUAUGAACUACAGUGUUCAUAUAUGGCACAGGCAGGUAAACAGUGUCAGUCCCAACCUUAUCACAAUACACACAAAUAUGAUAGUCCUACUACUAACUGUAAUAAAACAGUAUGAGCAAAUACUCUAGGAGUAUUUCAAAUGUCAAACGGUAAAAAUUUCACUCAGGCCGAGUUUAGAUCCAAACUUUUUCUUCAAACUUUCAAUUUUUCUAUCACAUCAAAACUUUUCUACACACACAAACUUUCAACUUUUCCGUCACAUCGUUCCAAUUUCAACCAAACUUCCAAUUUUGACGUGAACUAAACACACCCUCACUCCAAAGAUCCAAGGGGACAGACAAAACACAAAAGUGCAACAGCAUCAGCAGCAGUAGAAGUAGAAGUAGAAGAAGAAGAUAACCACUGCAACAGUUGAUCACCUUUCUACCACUAGCAGUAAAAUCUUUGCAAAAUUCCAUCCAUUUCUUCAUCUAAUCAAGCUGCUGCUACCUCCAUAGCCAUACCUUUCUUCUUCCUCCUUUUGCUUUUCUUUCUCUCUUUCUUUCUUUCUUUUUCCCUCCAACUGCAGUUCAAAUCGAAUCAAGAACGGAGGCAAGAAGAAGAUAUAAUAGCAGCAGCAUUGCGAAGCUGAUGCUGCCAUAGUUGCCAUUGCCAUGGCGUCCUCCACCUUGGCUCUCGACUUCCUCCGCCGCCUACUCUGCGCGCACGCCGCCGCCGGCAAUGCGGGCGGCGGCGACGACGACGGUGCGGUGGUGGUGCAGGUGCAGGUACAGCAGGAGGAGGGGAUGAGCCCCUGCGUCGUGGCCAGGCUGAUGGGGCUCGACGCAAUGCCGCCGCCGCCGCCGGAGACGGAGUGCCAGCCGCUGCGGCGGCAGCGGCGGAGGAGGAGGAGCAGGUCGGUGAGCUCGGCGGAGGGGUGGCCGCCGCCGCCGGCGCCGUACUUGAAGGAGGAGGGCGACGAGUUCAUCGUCCUCAGCUUCAGCCCGGAUGCCGCUUCUCGCCACGACAAUGGCGAACCCGACGGCAAGAGCGGACACGUCGGAGCCAAGAAACAGAGCGGUGGCUGCCCCCGCCGCAAGCUGCACUACGGCGGCGACGACGACGACGACGAGGCGCAGCAUCCCGGCCACGGCAGGAGGAGAGCGGCGGCGACAGAGCGCGGCAUGCCGAGCUCAAGCCCGGUGUCGGUGCUGCACGCGCAGCACUCGUCGUCGUCGUCGUCGUCGUCGUCCACGACGACGACCACCACCACCACCACCACGUCGUCGUGCUCGUCGGAAGAAGUGGGGCCGAGCUCGCCGUCGCCUACCUCAGAAGAAAUUCGGCUUGCAAACAAUCAACAGAGCUCAAGGAGGAAGCUGCAACCCGAUUUCAACGACGAUCUCGACAACCCGUUAUCUCCUGAAACUAGCAGUUGCCAUGUCUCAAAAUGUUCAGAAAGUGGGAUGAGGAACAGGAGUGUGAUGAACAAGUCUGAGGUGUUCAUCCCGGGUGUGUCUGGCACUCUGCAGUUCAUCUGCAGGCUGGUUGAGGAAGAUCUGAACAGCGUGAUAUGGUUAACUAGUGAUUCUGAGAACAUUGCAGCUGACAUGGUCUCUGAGAUUCUUGAUCAGCUCACAUCUGAGACAGCUGAUGAACUCAUGCAGACAGGUUCUGAAACUGUACAUUCUUCACCUGGCCGCCUCAUCUCCAUGAAACAUCCAAGCUUCAGGGUUGAUCGAAAUAUGCAGGCAAUUCGAAGCAACUGAACAAUCUCAAGCUCUCAACAACAUGAGGAGAAGAUUGGAGAAUUGUAGCAGAGACAACAGGUUCAGAAAAUCUCGAGCCCGAAUAUGCAAUGAAAUUAAUUCUCUCCUUUCAAGGCUGUAACCAUAUGCUAGUAAUAUGCAGUGAAAUUGUACAUGUUUACUUUAACUCCAUGUACAAGCAUAAACCUAACAACAUGUAUAUUAGUUAGUUGAUGUAAAUUAGCACAUGUGUUUUCACUCUAUGGUUCAUAUUAGUUGACAAAGAUUGGUAGUAACUUGAUCAAUUUUCAGCUUCACCAACUGCAGUAAACCCUGUCUGUCUCCAUCAGAAGUACAUAUAAAAUAAUCUGUUUCCUGAUUCUA